GGGCGAGGCAGCUUGUCCAGAGAGGCAGAUAAUUCCCAAACAGAAGACCCCCAAGGCAGAGGGUCCUGGGGCUGGUCUCCUGGCCCCCAGGAGGUUGUUCGGAGCUUACCCCGUGGACGGAUUGGAAGGUGGCCCUCCUUCCCCGCAAGGAUCAAGAGGGAGUGGGAAUUGACGGGAAGGCAAUCUGGCCAGGAGAAGCUGCGAGGGAGACUCCCGCCAUCCCCAGUCCCACCAUAUGAGCCCCGCGGCCUCUUCCUCCUUGGAGACGGCCAGGUGUGUCCCAUGGUCCCGGGAAGUGCAGAGGAGGGGGUGGCGUCUUCGCUCUUCAUGCACUGGCCUGGCCCAGAAGGGACAGAAAGCCAGGACGCCGGGGAUUGUCUCUGGCAACCGCAGCCCAGCCCCAGUCCGGGAGGAAGUUCUGCCGGGCGCUCUCCGCCGGUGCCUCCCUGGUUAUACUGUUAUACAGGAAACCUGGCAGCGCGGGAGCCGCGCGGUCGAGGAGGGAGCGCGGGAUGCCGAGCCCAUGCGCGCCUGCCGGGGCAAGUGGAGGCGAGGUCGGCGAGCGGUCGCCCCGAGGUCGGGGAAGGAGCCAUGGCCAGGUCCCCUUCUUAUCCAGCCCGAGACACUGCGCCCGGUGGGCGUUCCUGGGCUGGGAAUCCCUCUUGGAGUUUUUCCAGGCCCUGCCGAGCUGUGCGGGGAAAGGCCCUGGUGUGGGAGGUGGGCCCGGAGCGGGCGGGUCUGCAGUCCGCUCCGGUUCCGCGCAGCCUCUCCGGCUUGGCCCCUGGAAGCCUCGCCCGGGGCGAUGUUAGGGGCCUAA
Messenger RNA from Mandrillus leucophaeus (drill), 817 nucleotides. RefSeq lists its product as uncharacterized. Bases 236 to 817 code for a protein of 193 amino acids. Lineage: Eukaryota; Metazoa; Chordata; Mammalia; Primates; Cercopithecidae. The record is from RefSeq and is a predicted model, not a curated record. The transcript has 3 exons.